AGGGCCCUCAGCGGCGUGUUGUGGUAGUGAGGAUCACCAGCCCCUUCGCCUGGCUCCGCACCCGCUUUUACUACCUGCUCAUCCGCCUCUACUUCGACCACGAAUUCAGCAUCGAGGAGUUCACGCGGGGAGCCAAGCAGGCCUUUUCUGUUGUUUCAAAGCUGCUGUCUCAGCGUAAACUUGACCUGCUGGAAGAACUUGUAUCAGCAGAGGUACUUCAGGUGCUGAAGGAAAAGAUUUCUUUGCUCCCUGACAGCCACAGGGAUGCUUUAGCAGCUGACAUUGAUGCAAUCAUGUACACAACUGAAGGAGAUGUUCGCAUUUACUAUGAUGAUGAUGGAAGAAAGUUUGUUAGCAUCCUGAUGUGCUUCUGGUAUCUGAAUGGUGCUAAUCUACCUGACGAAGUACCAGGUGAAGCCAAAGUCUUCCAGAUUGUGUUUGGAGAUGAAAACACAAAAGAAAAGAAACAUCUUUUAACGGCUAACUAUGAGUUCCAAAGGGAGUUUACAGAAGGAGCAAAACCAGACUGGACUAUUACACGGAUUGAACAUCCAAGGCUAUUAGAAUAAAUGCCUUCUUACAGCCUUUUUAUGUACCACUGUAAUUGUUUUGAUGUAACAAAUACCAGGCUUUUUUGGGGUCUUUUUUUCCCUUCCUGCCCUUUCCUCCAAAAGAGGGAUAAAUUUUCUAUGUAUGAUUUCCAAAAAUUCUUUCUGAAGCUUGCACUGUGCUGCAGUGUUACAGCAAAGCCUUUUCUCUGGAACAGGCUGGUAGAAAUUUAAUUGGUUCCAGUGCUCAUCCAAGGCAUUUAGACAGCACAGUUUCAUUGAGGCAGGUGUAAUGGAUAUGUGAUGGAUAUCAAUUUCUUACAUUCUGACAAGAAAUGGUACUAUUUGAAAAUAAACAACACUUAAAUGACU
This is a messenger RNA of Zonotrichia albicollis (white-throated sparrow), 920 nucleotides long. RefSeq names its product matrix AAA peptidase interacting protein 1 (gene MAIP1). Gene Ontology annotation, molecular function: ribosome binding. The record is from RefSeq and is a predicted model, not a curated record. NCBI's taxonomy places the organism in Eukaryota, Metazoa, Chordata, Aves, Passeriformes, Passerellidae. Gene Ontology annotation, biological process: protein insertion into mitochondrial inner membrane from matrix. Gene Ontology annotation, cellular component: mitochondrial inner membrane.